AUGAACAGCGACAACCUUGUCCGCUUCGCCGGGCACAUCUACCGAUACAUCAGGGAUCCCAUGCCGACCAAUACUCACAACGACGACAUUUGGUGCCUGGGCCAAAGAUACGACUCACACCCUGAAGCCAACCCGCCCGAGUCCACCCAGCCUGAGCCUUCUCUAACCUCAUCACCUGCUGCCACAUCUGCGACCGAAGACAUACCCUCCGAUUCGGCGACAGUACCUCAGAAAGAAGACGAGUUCGAGACCAUUCAACCCCAGGAAGCUACCAACGAUAACGCCUGGCCACCUGCCUUCCUUGACGACUUGGAGUCUCGCAUAUGGCUGACCUAUCGCUCCAACUUCUCGCAAAUCGCAAAGUCUACCAGUCCCGAUGCCUCGUCCUCUCUGUCUUUUCGAACUCGCCUUAUGCAGUUGGGUAACCAGGGAGGCUUCACAAGCGACACUGGUUGGGGUUGCAUGAUCCGAAGUGCUCAAAGUCUGUUGGCAAACACGCUCCAGAUACUUGAUCUGGGAAGAGGCUGGCGCAAGGGAGAGCAGCCCGAUGCUGAGCGAAGGCUGUUGGCUCUAUUCGCAGAUGAUCCUUCCGCUCCCUUCUCCAUACACCGCUUCGUCGAACAUGGUAGCAAGGCCUGCGGCAAGCAUCCCGGCGAGUGGUUUGGUCCAUCAGCUGCGGCUCGGUGCAUCAAGGCUUUGGUAGAUUCACAUCCUUCUUCUGGUUUGCGAGUCUAUAUUCGUCCUGAUGACUCGAGCGUGUACGAAGACAGCCUCAUGAGCAUCGCUCGCGCUUCCAAUGGCUCCUUCCAACCGACUCUGAUUUUAUUGGGUACAAUGUUAGGCAUCCGUGGUGUGACUCCCUCCUACAGAGAGGCCAUCAAAGCUGCUUUGCGUCUUCCUCAAAGUAUCGGAAUCGCUGGUGGCCGACCGUCCUCCUCGCACUACUUUAUCGGCACCCAAGCCGAUCACCUCUUCUAUCUUGAUCCACAUACCACACGCCCUCUGCUACCUGCUUCUCCCUCCGAGGCCGACAUUGCUUCCUGUCACACACGUCGCCUACGUUUGAUACCACUGGACGAGAUGGACCCUUCCAUGCUCCUGGGCUUUCUAAUCCGCAACGAGGAAGAUUGGACCAACUGGAAAGCCGUUGUCGAAGCUACACCACCUACCGGUACCAAGAGCAUCAUACACAUUUACAAGGAAGAGCCCUCCCUCUCGGGCGAUAUUUCGGAGGCCGACUAUGAGCGUGCCGUUGCCGAAGUACAGAGUUGUGACGAAGACGAGGAAGACGACGCCAUCAUCUGA
This is a messenger RNA of Aureobasidium melanogenum CBS 110374, 1305 nucleotides long. Its product is annotated as putative cysteine protease atg4. Gene Ontology annotation, molecular function: protein-phosphatidylethanolamide deconjugating activity. Bases 1 to 1305 code for a protein of 434 amino acids. Lineage: Eukaryota; Fungi; Ascomycota; Dothideomycetes; Dothideales; Saccotheciaceae. The record is from RefSeq and is a predicted model, not a curated record. The transcript is spliced from 3 exons.